AACCAAGCAGAAGAUCGGAAGCUUUUCUUGACGAGUGGAUGUGAAUGCGCGGACAAAAAGGGGAUUUUUAACAAUGUCUGGGAGCUAUUAUUUUGUCAUUGUUGGUCAUCAUGACAAUCCUGUCUUUGAGAUGGAAUGUGGACCGCAGCUGAAGGGGACAGACACGGCCAAGAAAGAUGAUCACCGCCAUUUGAACCAGUUCAUUGCCCAUGCAGCAUUGGAUCUCGUUGAUGAACACAUGUGGGGAACCAAUAACAUGUACCUGAAGAUCGUGGAUAAGUUCAAUGAAUGGUUUGUAUCGGCGUUUGUCACAGCUGGACGUAUUCGAUUCAUUGUUCUACAUGACAUCAAGAAUGAAGAUGGAAUAAAGAAUUUCUUCUCUGAAGUUUACGAGAUAUUUAUCAAGCUCUCGAUGAAUCCAUUCUAUGAGCCCAGCACACCCAUCAAAUCAGCAGCAUUUGAGAAGAGAACCAACCACCUCGCCAAGAAGUACCUGACAUCUUGAGGGAAAUUCAUCAUGAUGGACGCUAAAAAAUGUGCAAUACCAGGGACGAGAAAGUUCAGACUUAAACUGAAAUCAUACUUUCUAUGUCUGCUGGAUGAAAAAAUUUGAGUUUAUUUUCUCAAGAUUAUAAGGAAAUUGUGCUUUUUGAUCCACAUCUCUAGUAUUGCGGACAAUGUUCAUACAAGCUCCAUGAAAGCUAAAACUCAUGGGGUCAUCGACAGUGGAAAUGCCAUGGGAGCACUGGAUCAGUAAAACACCAUUAUUAAAGACACGUAAUUCAGCAAGUACAUUUUCAAAGCAAUGGGAGAAUACUAGUAUAGCUUAUACUCUGUUAUUUGAAUCACUUGUUGUAUCUCAACAUAAGCAUACAAUAACAAACCUCUGAAAAUUUGGGCUGAAUUGGACAUUAAACUUGCAAGAAAAUAAUUAAAAUACAAAACACCAUUGUUGCAUAGAACUGAGUGCUUUCAGAUGACUGAGAAAAGCUUCAUGCCCAAAGCCUUCCUCAGAUGCAAGCGUGAUGGUGAAAAUUCACCUCUUUUUUGCUCUUUUUUUACCAAGUAAGCUUUUAUAGUUAUUAAUUUUUUGAAUAAUUACCAAAGGCAUGCCAUCUCUUUAAAGACACUGGACACCUUUGGUAAACUUUUGUUCAGGUUUAAAUUCCAGCCCUACAAACAAAUGUGUGUAAAGUUAUCUAAAAUCUGUGUAAAUAAAAAGAUGUCAUAAGAUCAUGUAG
Messenger RNA from Asterias rubens (European starfish), 1241 nucleotides. RefSeq names its product trafficking protein particle complex subunit 2-like. Gene Ontology annotation, cellular component: nucleus; TRAPP complex; cytoplasm. Bases 74 to 505 code for a protein of 143 amino acids. The record is from RefSeq and is a predicted model, not a curated record. Lineage: Eukaryota; Metazoa; Echinodermata; Asteroidea; Forcipulatida; Asteriidae. The transcript is spliced from 5 exons. Gene Ontology annotation, biological process: endoplasmic reticulum to Golgi vesicle-mediated transport.